GCAAAAAUGCUCUGUUCUGAUUUCUACUGCCUGAGCUGCUCUUUACUCUCAAGUUAGAGCUGUGACUCUGGGCCUGGGACUACGCCCGGGGGAAGAGCCCUGCAGCCACGCCAAGAGCAGCCUGUGGCCCUGGUUUUGUGCCUUGUAUGGGGGCCCGUGGUUCCCCUUGGUUGGAAGCGGCCUCUGUGGAACCUGCGUUUUGUAAAUUUCCUGGCUCCCGGGGAGCAGCUGUUAAUGACGGAAGCCAGUUGAGGGAAAUUCUCCAUGAAUGUACGUCACAAUGAUGAUGACCGACCAGAUCCCUCUGGAACUGCCACCAUUGCUGAAUGGAGAGGUUGCCAUGAUGCCUCACUUGGUGAAUGGAGAUGCGGCUCAGCAGGUUAUUCUCGUUCAAGUUAAUCCAGGUGAGACUUUCACAAUAAGAGCGGAGGAUGGAACACUGCAGUGCAUUCAAGGACCUGCUGAAGUUCCCAUGAUGUCACCCAAUGGAUCCAUUCCUCCCAUCCAUGUGCCUCCAGGUUAUAUUUCACAGGUGAUUGAAGACAAUACUGGAGUCCGCCGGGUGGUGGUCACACCCCAAUCUCCUGAGUGUUACCCCCCAAGCUACCCCUCGGCCAUGUCUCCAACCCAUCAUCUACCCCCCUACCUGACUCACCACCCACAUUUUAUCCAUAACUCACACACAGCGUACUACCCACCUGUUACUGGACCUGGAGAUAUGCCACCUCAGUUCUUUCCUCAACAUCAUCUUCCUCCCACAAUAUACAGUGAGCAAGAAAUCAUACCACUCUAUGGAAUGUCGAGUUACAUCACCCGAGAAGACCAGUAUAGCAAACCUCCGCACAAAAAGCUGAAAGACCGCCAGAUUGACCGCCAGAAUCGCCUCAACAGCCCUCCUUCUUCGAUCUACAAGAGCAGCUGCACCACCGUGUACAACGGCUACGGCAAGGCCCACGGCGGCGGCGGCGGGCCGGGCGUCAAGAAGGCAGAGCGGCGGGCGAGAAGCAGCCCAAAGGCGAGUGAUGCAGACUUGCAAGAGUAUGAGCUGGAAGUAAAGAGGGUGCAAGACAUUCUUUCGGGAAUAGAGAAGCCACAGGUUUCUAACAUUCAGGCAAGAACAGUUGUGUUGUCCUGGACGCCCCCUGUUGGACUUUCAUGUGGACCCCACAGUGGUCUUUCCUUUCCCUACAGUUAUGAGGUGGCUUUGUCAGACAAAGGACGAGAUGGAAAAUACAAGAUAAUUUACAGUGGAGAAGAAUUAGAAUGUAACCUGAAAGAUCUUAGGCCAGCAACUGAUUAUCAUGUGAGGGUAUACGCUAUGUAUAAUUCUGUAAAGGGGUCCUGCUCUGAGCCGGUGAGCUUCACCACCCACAGCUGCGCACCUGAGUGUCCCUUCCCACCUAAGCUGGCCCACAGGAGCAAAAGUUCACUGACCUUGCAGUGGAAGGCACCAAUUGACAAUGGUUCAAAAAUCACCAACUACCUUUUAGAGUGGGAUGAGGGAAAAAGAAACAGUGGUUUCAGACAGUGCUUCUUUGGGAGCCAGAAGCACUGCAAGUUGACAAAGCUGUGUCCAGCCAUGGGGUACACGUUCCGGCUGGCUGCUCGGAAUGACAUUGGCACCAGCGGGUAUAGCCAAGAGGUGGUGUGCUACACGUUAGGAAACAUUCCUCAGAUGCCCUCGGCACCAAGACUCGUUCGAGCCGGGGUCACAUGGGUCACACUGCAGUGGAGUAAACCAGAAGGCUGCUCACCUGAGGAAGGAGUCACCUACACCUUGGAAAUCCAGGAGGACGAAAAUGAUAACCUUUUCCACCCAAAAUACACUGGAGAGGAUUUAACCUGUACUGUGAAAAAUCUCAAAAGAAGCACACAGUAUAAAUUCAGGCUGACUGCUUCUAAUAUGGAAGGGAAAAGCUGCCCAAGUGAAGUUUUGGUUUGUACAACGAGUCCUGACAGGCCUGGACCACCUACAAGACCCCUCAUUAAAGGACCAGUUAUGUCUCAUGGCUUUAGUGUCAAAUGGGAUCCUCCAAAGGACAAUGGUGGUUCAGAAAUACUCAAGUACUUGCUGGAGAUUACUGAUGGAAAUUCUGAAGCGAGUCAGUGGGAAGUGGCCUACAGUGGGUCGGCUACAGAGUACACUUUCACCCACUUGAAACCAGGCACUUUGUACAAACUCCGAGCGUGCUGCAUAAGUACUGGUGGACACAGUCAGUGUUCUGAAAGUCUCCCUGUUCGCACUCUAAGCAUUGCACCGGGUCAGUGUCGCCCACCGAGGGUUUUGGGUAGACCAAAGCACAAAGAAGUCCACUUAGAGUGGGACGUUCCUGCCUCUGAAAGUGGCUGUGAGGUCUCGGAGUACAGCGUGGAGAUGACAGAACCAGAGGAUGUGGCUUCCGAGGUGUACCACGGGCCGGAGCUCGAGUGCACCGUGGGAAACCUGCUUCCAGGAACCGUGUAUCGCUUCAGGGUGCGAGCUCUGAAUGACGGAGGGUAUGGUCCCUAUUCUGAUGUCUCAGAAAUUACCACGGCUGCAGGGCCUCCUGGACAGUGCAAAGCACCUUGUAUCUCUUUUACGCCUGACGGAUGUGUCCUAGUGAGCUGGGAGAGUCCUGAAAGCUCUGGUGCUGACAUCUCAGAGUACAGGUUGGAGUGGGGAGAAGAUGAAGAAUCCUUAGAACUUGUUUAUCAUGGGACAGACACCGGCUUCGAAAUGAGGGACCUGUUACCUGCCGCACAGUAUUGCUGUCGAUUACAGGCUGUUAAUCAAGCUGGAGCAGGACCGUACAGUGAGCUCGUCCUUUGCCAGACACCAGCAUCUGCCCCUGACCCUGUCUCUACUGUGUGUGUCCUGGAGGAGGAGACCCUCAACGCCUAUCCCGAUUCGCCUUCUGUGUGCCUUGUACUGAACUGGGAAGAGCCGUGCAAUAAUGGAUCUGAAAUCCUUGCUUACAACAUUGAUCUUGGAGACACUAGCAUCACCGUGGGUAAUACCACCACCCACGUUAUGAAAGACCUCCUUCCAGAAACCACCUACCGGAUCAGAAUUCAGGCCAUAAAUGAAAUUGGAGCUGGACCAUUUAGUCAGUUCAUUAAAGCAAAAACUCGGCCGUUACCACCCUUGCCUCCUAGGCUCGAAUGUGCUGCUGCGGGGCCUCAGAGCCUGAAGCUGAAAUGGGGAGACAGUAACGCCAAGACGCACGCUGCUGACGACAUGGUCUACACGCUGCAGCUGGAGGACAGAAACAAGAGGUUUAUUUCAAUCUACAGAGGACCCAGCCACACCUAUAAGGUCCAGAGGCUGACGGAAUUCACAUGCUACUCCUUCAGAAUCCAGGCAGCCAGUGAGGCUGGGGAAGGGCCCUUCUCAGAAACCUACACCUUCAGCACAACCAAGAGUGUCCCCCCCACCAUCAAAGCACCUCGAGUAACACAGUUAGAAGGAAAUGCGUGUGAAAUUUUAUGGGAGACGGUACCACCCAUGAAAGGCGACCCUGUCAACUACGUUCUGCAGGUGUUGGUUGGAAGAGAAUCUGAGUACAAACAGGUGUACAAGGGAGAAGAAGCCACAUUCCAAAUCUCAGGCCUCCAGACCAACACAGACUAUCGGUUCCGCGUGUGUGCGUGUCGUCGCUGUUUAGACACCUCUCAGGAGCUAAGCGGAGCUUUCAGCCCCUCUGCAGCUUUUGUACUACAGCGGAGUGAGGUCAUGCUUACAGGGGACAUGGGGAGCUUAGAUGAUCCCAAAAUGAAGAGCAUGAUGCCUACUGAUGAACAGUUUGCAGCCCUCAUUGUGGUUGGCUUUGCAACUUUAUCCAUUUUAUUUGCCUUUAUAUUACAGUACUUCUUAAUGAAGUAAACAAACACAACAAAACUAGAGGUAUGAAUUUAAUUAAUGCUACACAUUUUAAUAUACACAUUUAUUCAGAUACUCCCUUUUUUAAGCCCUUUUGUUCUUUGAUUUAUAUACUUAUUUUACAGAUUUAGCUAGGAAAAAAAUAUCAGUGUUUUGGUGCACCUUUUUGAAAUGCAAAACUAGGAAGAGGUUAAACUGGAUUUUUUAAAAAAAAGAAGCAAACCAGAUACCAAAAGCUAGCUUAUGUUUUCUUUUAAAUUUUUCAGAUUUGCCUUCAUUCUGUCUUCACUGAUGUCUUUUGCAAGCCUUUGAUUUUUUUUUUUUCCAUGUUACAGUUUAGUAAUUUAUAUUCACUGUUCACUUCUUAUGUCUUGAUCAUCUGUAUCUGUGAACAUGAAUCACAGGGCUAGGAUUUCGGCAUUGUCAGAGUAUUACCACACAGAAACCACCACAUGAUGGACAAUAUGUUCACUCAGAUAAGGCUGCCCUAAACAACCAAGUUGUCACUCAGUUAUUUAACUGUUUAGCUCAUUGAAAUCAAAAUGUGUACUUUAAUCUAAAAUGUUUUAAUAAUCUGUAUUUCCUAUGAUUUUAACACUAUGAGCUGCCUGUCUAAGAAAUCAAGUAACCAAAAUGCACCUAUAAAUUAUGGAGCAUUGUAGAUUUUACCACAUCAAUUCAUAGCAGUAACUUUUCGAGGGCAUUGUGCAAUAGUUAGUUGUUUCCUUGUUCAGCUAUUUUAAAAGCUGCUUUAACUUGUUUGUCUUUGUAUAUAACUACUUCUAAUCUAAUCACUAGAGUUAUUAUAUUCUGUUAUGUUUGACCAGAAUUCUAUGACGAGAACUGGUGACAGUUUAGUGCCUCUGCCCAUUGUCCAUGAUUUACACUAAUUGUGAUCAGUCUCCUUAUAUGUCAGCUCGUUAUUUUUGAAAGAUUUGCCGUUAGGCUGUUCUUUGAGGUAUCAAUGAAGUGAUUGAAUUUCAGUUCCUUAAUUCAGUGCACAUAAUACUAAUCUAAUAGCAAAUGAAAAUUAAAACCCAAUAAAUUUGUAGUUCCUAUUUUUGGGGGUUGACUUGGCUAUGUGUGGAGAGGGAAUGGUAUUUGCUGGUAAGAAGCACAGGGUGUUUGGGGGUCAAGGAGCCUAGAUUCUCUCCCUGGAUCUGUCACUAAGUUGCUGCGUGACCUGAACACGUCACUUUACCUCUCUGUGCCUCAGUGUUCCCAUGCAUUAAAAAUAAAAAAUAAAAUGGGGAUUCUAAUGUUUGUAAGUGCUUUGAGAUCCUUGAUCAACAGGUGCUAUCGGAGUGCAAAGUGUUACUCUUGCAUGUUUCUUUUGAUUCCUGAGAUUGUCAAUUUUAACCCAAAGUCAUUGGAUUAUGUAUAUGAAGUCCAUAAUGUUUGCAUACCUCAGGGACAUUUAAGAGUUGGAGGUGCAAAUAUAUUCCAAAAGGGUGCAACAGACACAGUGUAUCCCCCUGCUUCUGUUUCUGUAUAUUUUUGCUACUUGGUUUUUCUUGAUCAUAGCUAUUUUGUGCUUGGUCUGUGUUGUCUUAAAAUGCAGUAUCCUGUACUAGCUUAUAAUGUUCCCAUACCAAAGUCAUGGGGAAACCAACAUUAUUUUGUUUUUGGUUUAUUUAUACUAUAUUCUGCAUACAGUACUUUAAAUGCCAAUUACAGUGCAAUCUUUAUUUAUUGUAAAAUUUUUUAAAUGUACUUAUGUACUAAUUUUCCCUUGUAGCAUGUUAUUUUUUUGUGUUUUAUACUUUUGUAAUUUUAGGUCAGUCUUGUUCCUUGGCAACAUCUGUAGUAUUACCAUUCUUCUGACAUUUUCUUGUGUUUUUAAAGAUAAAGAGCAUCUAGUGCAUUAAAUGCCAAAAAAAAAAAAAAAAAACCCAUUAUCAGUGAUUGAAACGUUUACAUGUACCCAAGAAAAACAUAAUCAUCUCUUUAAAGAAAGUGCUAAGAUCAAUGAAUUAUUCUGUGUGCCUACAUUGUGAUGUAGUAAGUACUAGAAAGUUCUGUAUUUUGUUAUUGACUAGAAUAACUAGUUUAAUUCGCCUUGCAAACUGAUGGCAUCAAGGUAAAUAUAUUUCUGCCAAAGUUUCUGGCCUUCCAAAACUCACUCCACUAUUAAAUGUGCAUUACAAUCCACUAUAACAACUGCAUCUGCAUUUUCUGAAACAAUCUCAUGCCUUUGGGGAGAAGGCUUUUUUUCUUUUUUUUAAACAAUGAAGAGUCAGCUGAGUUACAAGAACCUUGUCUGCAAGAGAAAAAUAAAAUCCCUUUUUGGAAACACUUCAGAACGGCUGCUAUAAAGAAAUUCUCUCAAUUGGUUGGCAUUUUUUCUUAAUGAAAUAGUACUUUAAGCCAAAAUUGCUAUGAAUAUUUGAUCUUUGAGAUUUUCAUACUGUCUAACCACCAGAAAGCUGAGUGUGUGAACACUAGCUAACAGCACUUUAUUUUAUUGCUCUCCACUAUUGACUGUUCAUUAUAAUUCCCCAGUCAAAAAGUUAUCACACUAUCUGGCACUAUUUUAUAUUACAAAUAUUAUGUAUAUGUGAUAUUGAUAUAUAACUAUAUAUUGCCAUUACACAUGAACAAUAAAAUAAAGUGUUAUGUUAACCUUCUCUUUUUGCCCUUUUGCAAUAUGUAGGAAUGAGUGAGUGGCUUUCUGAUGCUCUCUAUAUGUCAAACUCCUCUCUGGCACAAGAAAUUCCAGUCAUGUGAAGCAAAAUUCCCUUUUGUCCUCAAAGAAAUUGUUUAAAAAGAAAACUUUUUUAAAAGAUUUUUUGCAUAUUAUCUGCCUUGUUCUUAUCAACUUGAAAUGUUGGCAUUUUCUAACCAUGUUUUGUCGGCUACAGUAAUUCAGUAUUCCUGUUAAAUUUGAAAAGUGCCCUAAUUGAAUGUGUUUGAAUGUUAUCCUUGCACAAUUCUUUAAAUUGAAAGACAAAAUGUUUUACCUCACUGUUGGACAUACAUUCCAAGCUUUUCAACUUUAGGAGAAAAAAAAAAAUAAUCAUGUUUUCCUGUAUUGUAAAUUUUAGACUAUUUCAUAUACAUUGUAUUAAAACUGCCAUAUCAAUUUUAAUGUAUAGAUUUUGCAAAUACUAUGCUAUAUGUAAUACCUAACUGUAUCUGUAGUGUAUAUGUAAUAUAUUUAUGCCCAAUAAAUGUUUUAAUUCUUUCUGA
Molecule: messenger RNA, 7048 nt
Organism: Dama dama (fallow deer)
Lineage: Eukaryota; Metazoa; Chordata; Mammalia; Artiodactyla; Cervidae
Gene: FNDC3B
Product: fibronectin type III domain containing 3B
Exons: 26
Coding region: 269-3862 (1197 amino acids)
Molecular function (GO): protein binding
Source: RefSeq, a predicted model, not a curated record